Molecule: messenger RNA, 862 nt
Organism: Lingula anatina
Lineage: Eukaryota; Metazoa; Brachiopoda; Lingulata; Lingulida; Lingulidae
Product: pancreatic secretory granule membrane major glycoprotein GP2
Source: RefSeq, a predicted model, not a curated record
UCGCUAUAAAAGGGCCUUCCCUGAGUUCCUACGGAUAGCAGCUGGCAAUAGGAAAAGUAGUGAAGAAAGUCAUUUGCUCCCGUGGCGAAAUAUCCUUUACUGUACAGAACAGGAUUUUACACGAGUGCCAAAGGAUAAAGAAAAUGAGUUCCACGGCUUCUUUGGUGUGUCUUAUUUUUGGGGCUUGGUUGAUAAUCGGGCUAUACGCUGCACCUGAUGACGUUGAGGACCCCUGUCGGCCAGACAGCCACGCUCUACUCAGCUCAGCCAGUAGAAACGUGGCCCGCGGGUCAAGGUAUCGCUCUAUGUCGAGUGCAAGAUGCGACCAACUCCUACACGGGUGGAAGGAGCAGUGGUAUAGGUUCACCGGGGAAGCGGGGAGCAGAAUGGCGACCGAGUGUCCCAAAGGAUACUCCUGCGGCACCUGGGCCUCGCUGUGGAUGAAGGGAACCUUGCCAACCGUGGAAGAAGGCGUGGUGGAACGCAACAUAUGCGGCUCAUACCGGGGCAACUGCUGCAUGCAGAAAGACCCUAUCAUCAGCGUCAAGAACUGCGGGGACUUCUACGUGUAUUACCUUCGCUCCACCUACUUUUGCUCCGCCUACUGCGGGACUGAUGACGUGUGAGCACCUGACUGGCUAGCGCAACGCCUCGUCCCUUAUUUGGCAUAAAACGUGGCGUCAUCAAUUAGGGGAAACUAGCAGUAAUCGGUCAAAUGCGCUGUGUGUAAUAUUAUUACUUUGGUGAUUGAAAAACUACUGUUUGAUGUCAAAUGAGGACAUGACGUUUUGUUGUGGAAAAAAGUUCCACCAACCUAUAUGUUUUGCAUCAAAUAGUGUUCAAAUAAUAAAAUAAAAUUCCA